AUGGCAUACGACCUGAAUACUGAGACAUGGUGCGAGUAUGGCAUUGGCAUAUUCUUCCUGCUGCUGCGGCUUAUAGCACGCCUGAAUAUGGGAGGAAUCCGUGGGCUGCGACUCGAUGAUGCCUUUGCAACACUGGCCAUGAUAUUCUUUACGCUUCUGACCGUGAAUAUCUACGAGAUGAACAUACUCGGAACCAACAUUGGACUCAACGCAGAGACCGCAAUGGCUGUUCCGGAGAGCCAGUGGGAUAGUAUGAUCCUGGGCUCCAAGCUGGCGUUCAUGAAUUGGAUCUGGUACAUUUGUUAUAUAUGGUGCUUGAAGGGAGUCCUUCUCUGCCUUUACUGGAAGCUCACUGCAGGAACAUGGCACCGACACUUGGUUGUUGGUUCUUCGGGCUUCUGUGUUGUUAUCUGGCUGGCAUGCCUGUUGACGCACGUCUGCAUGUGCACGCCAACCUACCGCAACUGGCAGAUCCAGCCAUAUCCAGGAGAUCACUGCACCCUCAGACAGCCUCUGUAUGUUGAGAUUGCCGUCUUCAACGUCUUAUCCGAUGUUUGCAUCAUUGUCAUCCCUAUUCCCAUCCUCAUGAAGCUCCAAGUCCCCGUUCCACGAAAGAUUGUCCUGGCACUCAUGUUCUCAUCCGGUUUCUUCAUCAUGAUCUGCACCAUCCUCCGUGCCUACUACUCCCUCGCCAGUAUCACCAGUCUCCCGAUUGCCCUUGGCUGGGCCAGUCGUGAAUGCUUCGUCGCCGCCAUCGUCGCUUCAUUGCCAGGCAUUAAACCAUUAUUCCGCAACACCAAGAUCCUGGGGUCGUCGAACCGCAAGAAGUCGCACAAUUACUAUAACAGCCAGGGAUACAACAACUUUGGAUCGAAGGCAUCGGCAAACACCAAGACAUUUGCUUCGAGACGCCGCGGCAGCCGUGGGGGGAACUUCGAACUGGACAGUGUCCUGAAGACGGGGAACAUGGACACUCGUGUCUCGACCGGGGACAGUGAGGAAUAUAUCCUGGAGAGCGCGAAGCAUGAAGGCAAUUCCACACGGCGACAGCCCAAUAAUGAUCUGGCUAUCCAUGUGACGACGGAAUACUCGCUCCAGACAGAGCACCAGCGAUGA
Messenger RNA from Aspergillus versicolor CBS 583.65, 1116 nucleotides. RefSeq lists its product as uncharacterized. Bases 1 to 1116 code for a protein of 371 amino acids. NCBI's taxonomy places the organism in Eukaryota, Fungi, Ascomycota, Eurotiomycetes, Eurotiales, Aspergillaceae. The record is from RefSeq and is a predicted model, not a curated record. The transcript is spliced from 6 exons.